This is a messenger RNA of Octopus sinensis (East Asian common octopus), 5710 nucleotides long. RefSeq lists its product as uncharacterized. Gene Ontology annotation, cellular component: cytoplasm; nucleus. Gene Ontology annotation, molecular function: poly(ADP-ribose) glycohydrolase activity. Lineage: Eukaryota; Metazoa; Mollusca; Cephalopoda; Octopoda; Octopodidae. The transcript has 12 exons. Gene Ontology annotation, biological process: ATP generation from poly-ADP-D-ribose; regulation of DNA repair; nucleotide-sugar metabolic process. The record is from RefSeq and is a predicted model, not a curated record. The coding region runs from base 156 to 4349 and encodes 1397 amino acids.
UCUGACGACAUUUUGGUAUUUUCUUACAUCAAUGGACAUCGAGCCGACAAGGAAGGAAUAUUUCUGAGUGAUGGAUGUUUGUUAAAUUUCCUUUUCUCAGCGCUGGCUAAGAAAAAGGAAAUAGUCUACACGAUCCCUCCACUCGACAGGAGAGGAUGGGUGUGAGGAAGGUCAUUUUCCCAUGUGACCUUCCUCACUGGAACAUUGUAAGCCAGCAGCUAUUACAGCUUCAGUUCUAUUGCCAAAGUUCUGGUGCUACACCUCAAGGGUUAGCCCAGCUCCACCAGCAGAUUUUCCUGCAGAUCAGAAGCAAAGGUCCACCGACCCCAUUCACCUACCAUGAAGGCACCAGCAGUAGUCAACCCAAGGAGCUGUCUACAGCUGAAAGUCAACCAUGUGUUUAUCAAGGCCUUGUGAUUUUCCUGGAACAAGUUGCUAGCAUCGAUGAAAAGGACUGCUUCCUGCACUUCAUCUUCCCUGCCGUUAUCGAUAUGGCCUGUAAUAUCAAGGAAUUAAUUCCACAGGAAGGUAUACCUCUCUGUCGGAAGCAGUGCACCAAAAGCAUUGCAGUCAGCCGUAACUUAAUGUCAGCCAUCAUUUCAUGUGCAUUUCUGUGCCUGUUUCCAGAGAGGAAGAAAGAGAAAACAUCGCGGCUAAAUAAUAUUAAUUUCUCUAAUUUCUUUCGCUACCUUCCUCUGCAAUCCCAGUGUGCCAAACUGCGUUGUAUUCUUCAUUAUUUCCGUAGAGUUGCUUCUGCUGGCCAGUAUUUCACUGGAGAAAUUGAAAUACAACGACAGGUAAUGGAACCACGAAAACGUCCAACUCUGGAAACCUGGAAGAAUUGCUCUACCAGUCUCUGUCCUAUUUAUGUUCGAGAAAAUGGUAAAACCUAUGAUGCCAGUAGUGCCACUUUAAAGAUUGGAUUUGCUAACAGAUUUCUUGGAGGUCACAUUUUAAGUAAAGGUAGAUGCCAGGAGGAAAUUAUUUAUAUGACCUGUCCUGAAUUGCUGGCCUCUACUCUCUUCAUGGAAGCUAUGGACGACAAUGAAGCCAUAACCAUUAAAGGCUUUGAGAAGUUCUCUGAGUUUUCUGGUUAUGGAGAGAAUUUGAAGUUCUCUGGAAACUACUGUGAUAAGGCUUCUCGGAAAUCUGAUGGCAAUCUGGAGACAAUGCUAAGUGCCAUCAAUACACUUCCGUACAAGUUUAACAAUCAACAAAAGCAAUACAUGGACCGAUACCUGUUGCGAGAUCUCAAUAAAUGUCUGGUUGGCUUUCAGCCAGCAAUAAGCUCACUAAAUCACACAUCUGCAGAUGAGGAUUCCUUUCUCAAUCAGGUUUGUGUCAACUCUGAGACACAAACUGUUACUACUGGAAUUGUAGAAGACCCCAUUCUUGUAACUAACGUUGAACCCAGCAGUCUAACGCCUCCCCAUAAAAGCAAUGUUGCAUCUAACACAGAUGAGAUUCUCAUUGCCAAUGAAGCAACAGAUGUUGAAGGGGAAAGAAAAGAAGUGAAAUUUGUCGAAGAUAUUGAUAGUUUUGCCAAGCGUUUAACAAAAGAAAUUCUCACCGAAUCUCUAUGUGAAUUGAACCCUCAGUGUACUUGUAAUAACUCUGAUGAUGUGGCUCCUCGUUUUGAUAAAGAAUUCAAGUCUAUAGCAAAGUUUAUACCAGAACAUUGUUCCCUGUAUGGCAGCGGGCUGUUGGCGUCUACCUUUGGUCAUACAGCAUCGAUGGAUUACUUGGAUGUUGAUUACCAUGACUGGAUCUCAAACUUUCGACGUCGAAGUUCAAACCUGAGUGAUUUGACAUCCCGUCGAAGUAGCUGCAGUACACGUUACAGCUCCUACAGCGACAUCAGUUCAGACUUUGAGGAAUUGUACGAAUCUUUCAUGAAACGAGAACUCACGACUCGUCCUGGUACGAUUCAUGAAGAAAUCGGCACAUACAAUGUUCAGGAUUUUGCUGCCAAUUUUAUAGAAAACCUACUCCAAGAGAGUGCUGCUAUUGUUUAUAAUACAACCGGUAUGCAGAACUUCCAAAAUAUUCACCUUCCAUCUAAUCUGCACAAACCUGUGCCAAUUAAACUUGGCCCUGAACCAAACAUCGAUCGUAAUGCCAAUGUCUCUUUUAUAUCAGAGGACACUGUCCAAGGUUAUGUGGAUCAUUUAUUUGAAGACAUCAAGGUGACUGUUGUUGAUUCAGAAGAAAUUUGUUUACAGUGUGAAAAUAAAGAACAACAAAGACAAUGUUCAUUUUUCAGCAAUUUAAGCACACUGAAUGAUCUUUCUGAUGCUAGCAUCAUGUCUGUUGAGCCAGCUUGUAACAUUUUCCGGCCAGCCAUACCACAGGCCAUCUACAGUUAUUCAGAUUACCUCUCAAAUGAAAUUUUAUGUGAUUCUCUAAACGAAAUAAGUACUCUAAAUAUUUCCUUUCUUGUCAGUUCGGUUUUAGCAUCCAACAGUGAACAGAAAACCUCUCCAUCGUCUACAGAGCUAGACUUAACUGCAGUUGCAGAUAAAUUAGUCAACCAAAUCUUUCGGGAAGCCAAAGCUAUAGUUAACUGCACUAACCCUUCCUCAGCUUCUUCCAGUCGACGACAAUCACUAUGGAGCAACUCUUCUUCAUUGUCUGGUUGGAUGAAUAAUAGCUUAUCGUUUGGAUGUUGGAUUAAUGAUUUAAGUUCAAACAUUCUCGACAGCAGCCUGAAAACAGCUCACAAAAUUAGUAUGUUUAUUGAUAGUAUUGAAUGCCAUGGUGUAAAAGCUGCCUAUACCUCAAGUAGUUGCCAAGGAGUUUAUCUCCCUGAUUACGACAAAUAUGCCUUGACUAUUACGAAGGAACUAUUUACAAAUGCUUUGUUAGAACUGCACGAAAACUACCUUAUUAACCCCUAUUACCGACAGCUGCUACGGUACCAAUAUGGGCCCAGCUUGCAGAAUAUGACUAGUGUUGAAGACAUGGACUGUUGUGGAGUUGGUUUUGACCACAAACUUGUUCCUCAGGAAGAUCUUGCCAAUUUCUAUAUGGAACUUGAGAGGCAAAGUUCUUUGAGUGAGCAGAAUAAAACAAUUGAACCAAGCAUGAGUGGAUUCCGCGAUAUUACACUUUCACAGUUUGCCGAGGAACUGAUGCGCGCUGAUGCAACGAGCCAGUCUUUGUUGAGCUUGCGCAAUAAUUGGCACCAGGAAAGUUUCCACAGCGGUAGUCUGAGUGGAUUUAAAGACAACACUUUGGCAAGUUUUGAGGACGAGUUGCUUAGGAGUCGUGUUGAUUCUCCAGAUUCCUUACUAUAUUUUGAUAUUAGGGACAAUUUCCAACAUCAAGAAUCAGUGAUCUCUCGAACUGAUAUUUCCGAUGACCCGACAUCUAAAGAUUUCAGUGAAAUCCAUUCUAUGUCUUUGGACAGUGACGAUAAUCUAUCAACAUUUGCUGAUCAGGUGUCAGAGGAAAUAAUGUACGAGUCUUUUGUAGAUAUUUUUGGAGUCAUUCCAUGUAACGUUCAGUUUAAAUCUAAUAUAUGCUUGCUAUGUCUUGAAAUGAUUGCCGAUGAAAUUGCCAAAAAUGUGAUCCAUGUUGCCAUUCUGACGUUGCAAAACCCUUCUUGCGACUACAGCGAAGAUUUAACUCUGAACUUUUCACAAUUUACUCAUCCAUGCUUGCAUAGAAAAUUUCCUGUAAUGUCUGUCAUCGAUUCCGAACCACAAAACAUUCCACCACCUCUAACUCUAAAUGACUUUUAUGAAAAUACUUCCAAAGAAAUCAUAGAAUCUGCUAUUUUAACCGUUUCUUCAUGCAGAGACAUUUACAAAAGUAAUUGUCGAGCGUUAGUCAGUUCAUGUGGAAUCCCUGGAUCAAAUCCCCAGCUUGAAGUUUUGCUCCAGUGGAUUGUUGCUUCAUACAUCCAAACUCCAGUUUUUAUAUGUUACACAAAGCAAAGUGAAAAACUUGUCAGGUUUCCCGAUGUGGUCAGCAUUGUCCAAGCAAAGUGCUGGACUGUUGGUGAUCUGAUGUGUACUGUACAUAAGUUCUGUAACCAGGCUCUUGAGCAGUUGGACUCUGAAGGAAUAAUUACAUUAGAUUUAUUCGAAGAAGUCCUCAUAUCUGCCCAUCGUUGUCGUCCUGUUCUUGAAAUGUCUCCAGAUGACGCCACUGUUAUUGCUGAAGUGCCUACAAGCGAUUCCACUGUUGUCAACCUGCCACUUGAAUAUGUCACCUCUAGCAACAACAACAACAAUGAUGAUGAUAAUGGUAAUGUUGUUCCGGCUGUAUCCGAAAAUGACCAAAUCCUUCCUACCACUCUCCUCCCUUCUGAGAGUGAUACAGUAAUUGAUGACGAUCCUGACUGAAUUCUUGCAGGAAUGGAUUGGGAGUUUUUAAAAAAUUGUCACUGAUAGUCAGAGGUUAAAUUUUUUUUAUCAGUUUUUUUUUUUUUUUUUUUCACCUUCCCACUGGCUCUGUUAUGGUUGCUGCUUCUCAACUUCUUCUUUCUGAAAGUACCAAGAUGCUAUAAAGAAAGAAAGAAGAUAUAGAACCAAAACAAAUAUGAAAGCGAAGAACCACUUUGUAUGUUCAUCUUUGUUAUGGAUGUCCAUUUUUUAGAGUAGGAGAGAUAGACUGGAGUUGUUGCAAUAAGGAUGGGCGUAUACUGUUUACCCCGUCCUUGAUGUGUUGCUUAAGAUUAUUCUGUUACCUUUUGGGCGAAGGUACGUUGCUGCUGUUGCCACAGAAUGUAUUGUUUUUUUUUUUUCUUUUACUGUUGAAAAUCCCUGCCGAGUCAUUGUUUCCUGAAUCCAGUUGCCAGUAUGGUUGCAUUUCAAGAUAAAGAUCCUGUAAAUGUUUGAAAAAGAAGUGUUUAAGUUUGCGAACCAAAUUUGUAUGAAAUCUUACUCUUGUCAGUAAUGGAAUGCUUUCAACUGAAAGUUCAAAAAGGGAAAAAAAAUGGUUGGUACCAACAACCAGAAUGUCUACUUAAAUGUUUGUUUACCAAAAGCCUGUGUAUAGUAAAACAAAAUACAAAAAAAAAAAAUCUGAAGAAUUAACUUUCUAUUUUCUUAAUAUGUUUAUUUAUUAUUUUGUUAUCUUUUAUUAUUUGAGUUUAGUGAACGAGAAUAUAGUUUUGUUGAUCUUGUUUGUGUCUUGGACUAAUUCUUGCUGCCAAAAAUGGUUGUUUUGAAUAAACACCUCUUCUCCCAUUCCAAAAAUAGAUGAAAAAAAAAAUGUAAAAAAAAUUGCAAAAUUUGCUAUUCAUAAAAUAUUUUGGAUUAUUAUCACCUGACUAAUUAAUGCAAGUGAUAAUGAUGAUAAUAAUUGUGGAGAACUAUCAUAGAAUUAAAAAACAAAAAAUAUACAUAUAUUUUGCCUGUUUUUUUUUUUUAAUUUGUAUGUUUUAUGAUGUGUUUUCAUGAGUCAGAACAUGUCUAUCACUUCUUAAAAGGCUACAUUUAAAACUAGGCAGUGAAAUAAUUUAAGCUGUUUUGUGUCAUCUCAACUUGAAAAAAACUUUUUUUUUAAAUCAACCCUUCCCACAAAAAAAAUUGAACUAAAUUAAACUAAAAUAAAAAGAAAAACAAUAAAAAUUCUUACCAAAAACGAAACAGCUGAUCAGAGGGAAAUAUUAGCUGCUAGCUGAAACUAUUUUAUUUCAUCUUCUCUCUCUAGUGUCUCGUUUAAAACCCAGUUGUAUUAAUAAAUGUUUGUAAUUGUAAAA